CACAUUCUAUGGCUGUUAAAGCACAGGCGCUUUAGCAUAUGUAGAGUUGUGUCUCGUCUGCUUCCUGUAGUCUUGUGUUUUAGCAGCCUUUUUGAUGUGAUGUGAUGUCAGAUAAGCGUCAGCGUGCCAGAGUCCAGGGCUCCUGGGCCAAACAACUGCCAAAACACUCCGGACCAGCAGGUGCAGUUCAAAACAACCAACGGCCCAAAAGUGUUAAUCCAGCCCCUGUUUCUUGGGGAUUUGGGUCACAGAAAACACUCCAAACUACAUUUGAGUUUCAUCAGCCCACCAAGUCAGUUAGACAUGUUCCACCGGAGAAGGUGAUUGAGCAGGCAGGUGAUUAUGAGAUCAGCCAUGGACUUUCAGGAGUGUCCAGACUGCGGCUGCUACCUGGGUUUCUUCCCUCAGAGGAGGCUGACUGGAUGUUCAGUAAGCUGUUAGCGGAGCUUCCCUGGUCCCAGAAGACCAACUACAGACAGGGUGAGGCGUACGAGGAGCCCAGGUUGACUUGCUGGUAUGGAGAGCUUCCCUAUACGUACGCUCGCUCCACCAUGGCUGCAAACACGCAGUGGCAUCCAUUGCUGUUAACCCUUCGCGAAGCAGUGGAGCAGGUGAGCGGAUGCAGCUUCAACUCGCUGCUGUGUAAUCUGUAUCGGGAUGGCCAUGACAGCAUCGGCUGGCACAGCGACGAUGAGGCCUCUUUGGGUGCCAAGCCCACCAUCGCAUCCCUCAGCCUGGGCGACACAAGAGUGUUCAGCCUCCGCAAGCAGCCUCCACCGGAGGAGAAUGGUGACUACACUUAUGUGGAGCGGAUUCGGGUUCCUUUGAGUCACGGGACACUUCUGCUGAUGGCAGGAGCCACACAAGACGACUGGCAGCAUCAAGUGGCUAAAGAGUACCAUGACCGAGGCCCACGCAUCAACCUGACCUUCAGAAAUAUCUACGCAGAGCCAGAGGGCCACAGGGCGGGGACCAAGCUGCGAUUCACAGCCAAGCGGCCGUAAAGUCCCCUCAGAGGCAGGUACUUACAGUGAAGCCAAACAGGACAAGCAGUGUGUGAACGUUAUCGUCUUUCUCAGUGAGGUUUGCAACCUCUCCAGCAGUUUGAAACAAGUCUAGAAAACAUAUCACUGAGUUACAGGCCACAGUGUGAAUAACAGAGUUUUGUCUUCCAACUUCAACCAGAAGUUUAAACCUGUUGCAUAAAUGAACCAUGAUAACACCGCAGUCGUGACCACUGGUGAUUAUCAGAUAUCAGUGUUUUCAGAGAAGCGAAGCAGAAGAAUGGGUGCUAAUGAAGGCUUUAAGGCUUGAUAAAAUGUCAGCUCUCUGUAUUAAUUUGACUUCUGGGAGAGUACAUCUCAGCAAACAGCACUGAGAUGUCACUGGGCAAGGCACUCUAGUUGCGAACAUUUAAAGUUUGCUUUGUUCUGGGGGUGGUACCAGGUAGCAAUGUCAGACAUGGCAUAAACAGAUGACAUGUCCAAAGCAAUAUAUUUUCCCUGGUGAGUCACUGAGAUUGAAGUUCUUGUUUCUUUUUGUUUUACUUAGCCAAACAUUUUGACCCACGUGACCUGUCAUGAAAGGUGUCUUCAUGAAAGAGCGUCCCUGUAAAGCGAGUCGCUGUUGAUGUGGCUUUUGGUGAAAUGUCUUAAAAUGUAAAUAAUUCCUGCCUUGUUAACCUUGGGGAGCUUUUUGGAGAAAACAUAGUUACUAUAAAAGGGUAGGAAUAAGUAAAGUGGCCACUUAGGUCCAUUACAGCUCCAUCAGGACUGGAAUUAGUUAAUCGUCCUGUUGAACAAGAUAGGUCUGACCGUUCUCUAAAAGAAGUAGCUCAGGUUUCUUAAAACCUCUGAUUCGUCAUGAACUAGAAUCAGCCAGAAAAGUUCAUUUAAUAAGUGCUGACACAUUUGUUUGAUGAAUACUUGAAGACAAGGAAACAGGAAAGUACUGUACAGGCAACAGCAAACCAUGCAAAUUACCUGCAUGUCCAUUGCAAUUGAAUGAUUUGUGAUUGUCUAGACUUUGUUGUUGAUCAACUGCGAAACAGCUUUUGUUUUCGUUUUAUUUGAAAUGACUGAAGGUACAUUGAGUAAAUAUUAAGUGGUAAAUCAGAUGGUUAGAAACCUGAAUUAUCCCUUUCCACCUUACCUACCUGGAUUUAUCUGUCUGUUAAAAUUAGCGCUAGCGAGCAUCUAAAUCUACAGAACAAAGUAUUAAGAUCAAACAAUGCAGGCAAAGCAUGUGCUAUGGACAACAUACAAACAAAUCCAACAGAUCAAACAAAAACAAGCUCUAUUUUUUUUAUAGAAAAAUUACUUACUUUCCAACAUGACACUUGCAUUCAAAAUGGUGUGAAUUGAGGAAAGUAUGUGUCUUCAGGGGACAUUAGAUGACUACUUUAACUGCCCACAUGAUGGGAUAUUCUGUUUAUUUUGUAACACUAAAAAGAGGUUCAAGUGGUGUCCUUGACUGCUGUGGUUCUGAAAUAAACUAUUACUUC
Molecule: messenger RNA, 2503 nt
Organism: Chelmon rostratus (copperband butterflyfish)
Lineage: Eukaryota; Metazoa; Chordata; Actinopteri; Chaetodontiformes; Chaetodontidae
Gene: alkbh3
Product: alkB homolog 3, alpha-ketoglutarate dependent dioxygenase
Exons: 10
Coding region: 105-1004 (299 amino acids)
Biological process (GO): DNA alkylation repair; DNA repair
Cellular component (GO): nucleus
Molecular function (GO): dioxygenase activity
Source: RefSeq, a predicted model, not a curated record